This is a messenger RNA of Didymodactylos carnosus, 237 nucleotides long. The record is from the annotation of a GenBank genome assembly. NCBI's taxonomy places the organism in Eukaryota, Metazoa, Rotifera, Eurotatoria, Philodinida, Philodinidae.
AUGGGCUUGGGAGAAGAUUUGCUUAUUGGUGGUGCGCUAGGCUUGGGUGCCUAUGAACUGUACCAUCAUCAUCGAUACGGUACUUGGGGUUUUGGAAAUCCUUAUAAUAAUGGAGGUGGAUAUGGUGGGUAUGGAGGUGGAUAUGGAGGUGGAUAUGGUGCACCGUACGGCUACGGAUACCAGCCGGGUUAUGGUGGUGGCUUUGGUUCACACCAUCACCAUCAUGGAUUUUUCUGA